This is a messenger RNA of Glycine soja, 1541 nucleotides long. RefSeq names its product WAT1-related protein At3g28050-like. Bases 258 to 1310 code for a protein of 350 amino acids. The transcript has 7 exons. Lineage: Eukaryota; Viridiplantae; Streptophyta; Magnoliopsida; Fabales; Fabaceae. Gene Ontology annotation, molecular function: transmembrane transporter activity. Gene Ontology annotation, cellular component: plasma membrane. The record is from RefSeq and is a predicted model, not a curated record.
CCGGACACUAAAUGGAGCAAUUUUUUUCUUAGCGAUUGUUUUACAGCAUCACAGCGAUCCAAUCCAACGGUCCUGGUUUCUGGCGCAGAAAAAACCUUGCUAGAGAGACAGGAGAGGAUCCAAACUGAAUCAUCAUUCAUCAGAGUGAGGUAGGAAAAGAGAAUGGAAGUUGACUCUUUUGUUGAAUAGUUUUCACUUGGAAGGUUGGGUUGGGUCUCUAGUUUCCACCGUAACCUUAAACACUGCUGAAAAUUUCUAUGGGGAAGUUGACUCUUCCGUUUGUGGGAAUGAUUAUGGCAGAGUUUGCUCAGGUUGGGUUAAUCAUACUGAGCAAACAAGUCAUGGCACAAGGAAUGACCAAUUUCAUCUUCAUCUUCUAUUCCAACUCAAUCGGUGCUCUCCUCCUUCUUCCCAUUUCCUUACUUAUACACAGAUUUGAACGUCCUCCAAUCACCUUUUCCACCCUUUGUGGAUUCUUCUUACUUGCACUACUCGGUUAUUUGGCGCAGGCUUUUGGGUAUGCUGGGAUUUACUACGGCUCAGCUACACUCAGCACGUCCAUACUCAACCUCGUUCCUGGUUUUACUUUCAUACUUGCUGUUCUUUUUAGAAUGGAAAAAUUAGACUGGAGAAAAUUAAGUAGCCUUGCUAAAUUGUUAGGAACAAUAGUAUCAAUUGCUGGUGCAUUUAUUGUGACUUUGUACAAGGGCCCUGCACUUUUGAUGGGAGUGUCAUCCGCAAACUCAUCUCAGCAGCCACUUUUAUCAGAAGAUUCUAAUUGGAUACUCGCAGGUUUAUUUCUUGCGGCUGAUUGUGUAAUGGCUUCAGCAUAUAUUAUUGUACAGGCUUCUAUUCUUAAGAAAUAUCCAGCAGAGUUGAUUGUUGUAUUCUUUUAUUGUUUCUUUGUGGCCAUUCAAUCUGCUGUGACCUGUUUGGUUGUGGAAAGAGACAUCAGUGCUUGGAGCUUGGAACCUAAGCUAAGGUUGCUUGCAGUUUUAUACUCGGGAGUCUUUGGCUCUGCAUUUCAAGUUGGUAUUAUUUGUUGGUGUUUGCACCAGACAGGACCGGUUUUUGUUUCCAUGUUCAAGCCCUUAGGAAUACUCAUAUCAGUGGUUUUAGGUGUUCUCUUCCUCGGGGAUGCAUUCUAUCUUGGAAGUCUGAUAGGUGCUACCGUGAUUGUUGUUGGGUUUUAUUCUGUAUUAUGGGGGAAAGCCAAAGAUAUUGAAGAUGCUGGACUCAGCUUGGAGUCAAAGGGCAAACAGGCCCCACUUUUGGAGGAAAACAGCCAUGAAGACAUACAAGGGCAUUAGUUCAUUUUAAAAGGAUGCUACAAUAUUGUCAGCAAACAUGCAAUUUCAAUUGUUUCUCAGAAUAAAGGAGUCUUCUCUGACUCUCAGAAGUAUAUUAUUUCUCUCCGUUUGGAGUGUAUAGAUGACAUUGACCUUGUCAGUUGUAAGUUGUAACUGUAAGAAUUAUUUACUAUUUUAUGUUGUUUAGACUACAUGAAAUACUCUUAUUUAUAAAGAAUGAGGUUUACAAAA